Molecule: messenger RNA, 4761 nt
Organism: Onychostoma macrolepis
Lineage: Eukaryota; Metazoa; Chordata; Actinopteri; Cypriniformes; Cyprinidae
Product: serine/threonine-protein phosphatase with EF-hands 2-like
Exons: 17
Coding region: 1936-4209 (757 amino acids)
Biological process (GO): detection of stimulus involved in sensory perception; negative regulation of MAPK cascade
Cellular component (GO): cytosol; nucleus
Molecular function (GO): manganese ion binding; iron ion binding; protein serine/threonine phosphatase activity
Source: RefSeq, a predicted model, not a curated record
AACACACUCUGUUAGCUUAGAUAGUUCAGAAGUUUCAUCUGGUCUUGUUGAGAUAUAUAGUUGAGUAUCAUCAGCAUAACAAUGGAAACUAAUCCCAUAUUUUCUAAUGAUAUUACCAAGGGCAAUAUGUACAGUAUAUUGAAAAUAGCAGAGGGCCUAGGACAGAUCCUUGUGGCACUCCAUACUUUACUGGAUUUAAUUGAGAUGAUUCCCCGUUUAAAUAGACAAAGUGGUUGCGAUCGGACAGGUAGGAUCUAAACCACCUUAAAGCCUGCCCGUAUAUUAAACCCUUGAAUACCCGUAUAGUUUUGUAAUCGAUAUGUAUGUCAUGAUCUAUAGCGUCGAACACAGCACUAAGGUCAGUUGAAACUAGCAAUGAGAUGCAGCCUUGGUCUGACGCAAGAAGCAAGUAAUUUGUAAUUUUAACAAGUGCAGUUUCUGUGCUAUGAUGAAAUUCUUCAUAGAUAUAAUUUUUGCAGGAAGGAGUACGAUUGAGCAGACACAACUUUUUCUAAAAUUUCAGAAAUAAACUGAAGAUUUGAAAUGGGUCUUUUAGCCAGUUCACUAAGCUCUAGUUGUGGUUUCUUAACAAGAGUCAUAAUAAGAAGUUGUGUUGGGAAAGCUUUUAAAAGAUGCUACUCAUCCUUUGAAUGAUCAGUUUGUCUUAUUGCCUUCUAGAAGAUGUUAUUUAAUGCCCAGGGCAGAGAGAAACAUCUAUAAGAAUGAAUUUAUACUUGCAGUAAUUGGAUAUUUGAAUCAAAACACUGAGGUGGAACAAUCUUUUAUGGUUUUUGAUAUCUGUGUGGUUUUAAUGUUAUGUAUGUUUGAGGUCAAUGGUGUGGUCAAAGAUCAUUUUCAACCAUUGGGGUUGACAAUAAAGUCGUAUUGUAUUGUAUUGUAUUGUAUCAGCUGACAUGAAUUUCCAAUGGAUUCCUGACUCAUUGCGGUGGCCUAAAAUAAUAUAGCGGGUUAGUAAUGCUUUGCAAGAGUGCGAGCGCAUGUUCAGGACUGGGGGUUAAAGCUGCGUUAUUGAUCACUAAUCAGUCAAUGUUUAAACAUGAGAAGCACAUUUUCUGAUAUUUAUUUGACUCCGCAGGUCAUUUCUCAUAAGAAAUACAGAGCUGGACAUUGUUGUAGCAUCUGUAGUUUCUCUUCUGACCUCAGAUGAACUGAAUCAAAGCAGCGCUGGAUGUGUUUGUCCUUGAGUCUGUCGCGCUGUAACUCCCUUGCGUCAGGAGGAAUUCCAACACCUGCGUGUGAACAGAAAUCUAAAGAAAGAAACAACAGUUUAUCUGCCAUUCUGAGGAAUCCGUGCCAUUUGAGGACAACUUAUAAUAUCAUUUCAUCCACUGCUGACCUGUCAAGAAACUGUUUUCUCUUGCGUAACCCUAACCUUAUUCACCUAUUAGUCAAAACCCAUACACUCUUAACCCCUAUUCUGAAGAUGUGCUUGUAGUGUGCCACAUUAUUUCAGUCCCAUCACAGUAGAUUUAUAUGCUCAUGAUUUGAAUAGACUCAGAAUAGAUCAAAUCUUGUUGAAUUCAGUUGUUUUUUAUACUAAAGCCUAUUAAAUGUACCAGUGAUGAACGGGGAGAACUGGUCUGUUUAAAAAACAAAUUCAUGUGGCUGUGUUCAUCAUUCUGUGAGUUGGACGUCGGCUCUGAACAGCGGAGCGACAGGCUCAAAUGCAUGGAGGCCUUUAGCUGCUUUUUAUCCGUCUAUUCUGGGUUGGAGCCGAGCCGCAGUAUUAACCCUAAUCCAGCCGCAGCGUGUUGUUUUGAUGAAGCGGUCACGCGGAUCAGCUCCAUAUCUCACCAUCUGUCUCUCUCUCCAGGUGCACUGAGUGAAGUUGGUCACACUUCUUCACAGGCUCUGCUGUCAUGGAGGGAUUCUGACAAACCCUCAGCAGGUGUACUCACAGCAGACUGAUGUAACAUGGGAUGCGGAGUCACGAAAUCAAACCAGCUGCAGCUGAAACCAUGCGACCGAGGAAACAUCUCAGUUCCGGCGAUGCGAGCGGCGCUGCUCAUCCAGCGCUGGUAUCGUCAGUACGUGGCGCGGCUGGAGAUGAGACGCCGCUGCACCUGGAACAUCUUUCAGUCGAUAGAGUAUUCUGGACAACAGGAUCAUAUCAAGCUGUAUAAUUUCUUCGGUUACCUGAUGGAUCAUUUCAGUUCUGCCAACAGCCAAAGGAAUCUGGUCUCUCAGAUGUUUGGCGAGAGUGAGGUGUUUCAGGACGCGGAGUGGGAGAGACGCUUCUGUUAUAAAGACAUUGAGGUCCCAGAUGUCUACACCGGCCCGCAUCUCUCCUUCCCACUGAGCAUCUCCAACGUCACGGAGCUGGUGCACGCCUUCAAAAACAAACAAGUACAAUCAUUCCUGUCAAAGCAGCAAAAUAGCUUCAUGUACAUGUUACAAAGUCAGUCUUUCUCAUCUGUCAGCGGAAGCUGUAGAAGUGAGUGUUUAAGCGCAGAUGUCUCUCCGCAGAAGCUUCACGCGCGUUAUGUGCUGCAGCUGCUGGGAAAGACGUGGACGCUCCUGCGCUUGAUGCCCAACAUCAGUCACGUGGGCACCUGCAGACACAAAGAGAUCACCAUCUGUGGUGACCUACACGGCCAUCUUGAGGAUCUGCUGUUGAUCUUUUACAAAAAUGGUUUUCCUUCGGCGGAGACGCCGUACGUCUUCAACGGUGAUUUCGUGGACCGAGGGAAGGAGUCCAUAGAGAUCCUGCUGGUUCUGUUUGCGUUCCUGUUGCUGUAUCCGCACAAUGUGCAUCUGAACAGAGGAAACCACGAGGACCACAUCGUUAAUCUGAGAUACGGCUUCACUAAGGAAGUUCUGGGGAAAUAUCAGGUUCACGGGAAAAUGAUUCUUAAACUUCUGCAGAAGAUCUUCAGCUGGUUGCCGCUGGCCACAGUGAUCGACCAGAAAGUUCUGAUUCUACACGGAGGAAUUUCUGACAAGACGGACUUGAAUGUGAUCGCCAAACUAGACCGUCACCGAUUCGUUUCGGCCCUCAGGCCCCUGAAGAGGAAAGGAGCGUCGGCGAUGCUGAAGGAAGCGGCUCUCAGCGCAGAUGGAGACGAGGAGUUCAGCGCGGGACGCAGGAGAGUUCAGUCUCUGAGUCACGGCACACCGCUGCGCCUCCGACAGGAGCUGCCGCGGCAUUCGGUGCACUCUGAGUCCGGCCGGACGGGCCGCUCCGUCGAGGAGGAGCUGCGAGAGAGACGCCGCCUGGCCGGCCUCAGCCUGUCGUCCGAUUCAGAUCCUGCUGAGGUUCUGGAGACUGAUGCAGAUGAAUGGAAGCAGAUUGUGGACGUUCUGUGGAGUGACCCGAUGUCUCAGAACGGUUGUGUCCCUAACAAGGUUCGAGGAGGCGGGUGUUACUGGGGGCCAGACGUCACACAGGAAGUGCUGGACAGACACAAACUGCAGCUGCUCAUCAGAUCUCAUGAGUGCAAACAGGAAGGCUAUGAAUUCUGCCACAACGGCAGGGUUUUGACAAUAUUUUCAGCCUCUAAUUACUAUGACGUUGGCAGUAACAGAGGCGCUUACAUUCGUUUGGGUCCCGACCUCAUUCCUCACUUCAAACAGUUUCAGGCCAGCAGAUCAACACGAGAGCUAACACUCAGACAGAGUGUGGGACGAACAGAACGUUCUGCAUUACAGGCUCUGAGGAUGCAGCUGUUUGCACACAAAUCUGCCCUGAUCCGAGAGUUUCAGGAAUACGACCCACAGCGCACAGGUCUGAUCUCUGUGAAGCACUGGGCCGCUGCUGUGGAGAAGGUCCUGCGUCUGGCUCUGCCCUGGAGGGUUCUGAGGUCUCAGCUGGUGACCAGCAGCACACAGGACGGGACACUAAACUAUCACGACUGGGUCAACCAGCUGUCUGUAAUCCAGCCCAACACGGAGAUUGCAAACACGAGCCUCCUGGAGACCCUCUACAAGCAUCACUCAAACCUGGAGAGCAUCUUCAGAAUGAUCGACACGGACCACUCAGGUCUGAUCUCGUUCGAGGAGUUUCGUCAGACGUGGAAGCUGCUGAGCUCUCACCUGCAGACGGACAUCAGCGAUAAAGCCAUCUCAGAUCUGGCCGAGAGCAUCGACUUCAACAAGGACGGCAGCAUCGACAUCAACGAGUUCAUGGAGGCCUUUCGCCUGGUGGAGCACUCUAGAGCCGAGAUGGAAGUGCUGCCGUCACCUGAAUGAGCGCAGGACGAACACAAACAACGCAGUGCUUUCGGUGUCGCUCCGAAGCUCAAGAGCAGCUGCUGUACAGAUGAACUGACUGGAAACGCAUCUGAAUAGCUAUGUUUCCAUCCAAAGAUGCGAAUAUAACUUGUGCGCAAAACUGGAACAAUUGCAUAAAACAUUAGCGAAUAAAGCACCUUUUCCAUCCAACGAGUCAAAGAGAACAAGAUCGUCACUUCCUAAAUAACUGGCACUAAAUACCACUAAGACAAGUGGAAAGAGCCACUAAAUUUAAUCAUUUCCAUUUAUAAUAAAUGACUUGCGCCUCAGAGCGAACGGACGAAACAAUAAAUGCAGUUCAUAUUCAUGGUGUCUCAAAGUAGCACAGUUGAGUCCGCUUAGAUGAUCUUCUAAAGGAUCAUUUUUCGUAUAUUAAGUACAAAAUGAGCGUGCGAAAAUAGAGCACUUUAAGUACAUUAUGGAAGUGUACUUGUUUUUCACCUGGGAAAUGUGUCUCCAUCGUAGUUUAUGCACAUUUUUUCUUAUCGGAUAAAAAGUUUAUCCUACUCA